Menidia menidia (Atlantic silverside) is the source of this 561-nucleotide messenger RNA. The record is from the annotation of a GenBank genome assembly. Lineage: Eukaryota; Metazoa; Chordata; Actinopteri; Atheriniformes; Atherinopsidae.
UUGUUCAUUGGUGUGUUCCGAACAGAUAUGACUUCACAAAUCAGACAAAACUUUCACCAGGACUGUGAGGCUGCACUAAACAGACAAAUAAACCUGGAGCUGUAUGCAUCUUAUGUUUACCUCAGUAUGGCAUAUUAUUUUGACCGGGAUGACAAAUACCUACCAAAUUUUGCCAAGUUCUUCGGAGAACAGUCCAAAGAGGAGCGCGUGCAUGCAGAGAAGCUGAUGAGUCUGCAGAACAGCCGCGGAGGCAGAAUUUUCCUGCAGGACGUCAGGAAACCUGAUCGCGACGAGUGGGGCAGCGGGCUGGAGGCUCUGGAGUGUGCCCUGCAGCUGGAGAAAAGCGUAAACCAAUCCCUGCUGGAUCUGCAGAAAAUGGCGACUGAUCACAACGAUCCUCAUAUGUGUGACUUCAUAGAAACCCAUUUUCUAGAUGAGCAGGUGAAAUCCAUCAAGCAGCUGGGGGACUGGAUCUCAAACCUGCGCCGUAUGGGAGCCCCUCAGAACGGCAUGGCUGAGUACCUCUUUGACAAACACACCAUGGCCGAGGAGGGCAGUUAA